GGAGUGGAAGAAUCCUAGAGUGAGAUUGUAGGAUAGUUGGUUUCAAGUUACCCAUCCUAGACAGGGCAUUGGCAGAGGACAGCACCGUGUGGUAUUCAGAGUGUUGCCUUAGAAUCUGCCCCAGAUACUAGAUUUUUUACUUUGAGUAACAUAACCCCUCUAAGUCUCAAUUUUUUCAUUUGUAAUGUGGGGAUCAUAAUGGUGCUUACCUCAGGGGUUUGUUGUGUUAUAGGAAAUAAUGCAGGCACAGGGCAUAUAGCCUCCUGCACAGUGUGGUAACUGUAACCAAGACUGUCAUAAAACUCUCAAAUCUGCUGUUAUGAGUACAGAGAAGGAAAACCAGUUUUAAGUAUUACCUGAGUAUCGCUUGUUACUCAGUUUAUGAUGUUAGGUUGGAAACAGUCAUCUUUGUUUUGAGACAUCUAUGAAAUAGGUGUGACGAUAGACAAGGAACCAGAAAUGGAAAGUGAUAAAGUUGGAGGCCCAGGAGAACAGGAAAUGAGGCCCAAUAAACAAGAAGAAACAAAUGAAGAAAGGCCAGCAUUACAGGUUACAUCUAAUCACGUGACUCUCUUGGUCUUGGACCCAGCCCACACCCAGACCAGCGAUGCACAACCCACACCUGCAGAGGAGUCAGAAAUCCUACAGCCUGGGGACACAUUCCAACAGCAGGGUCGUGACAUCCUCAACUCCUCAGGCAAUCCUCCCAAAUCCUCAGAAGAAAUCACCCUGCCCAAACAAGGUGAACCCCUCCAGCUGUCAGAAGAAACCACCAAGUCUAUGGAAAGUGACUCUCUGAAUUUGGUGGAAGACUCAAUGGAUCUCCUGGGAGUGGACAUGGUCAAGGAGAUCCUGAGCAAGGAGGACUUCGAGACAGCACUCAAGGAGGCAGGAGAGAGGCUGGUAAUAGUGGAUUUUUCAGCCACAUGGUGUGGGCCUUGCAAGACCAUCAAGCCUCUCUACCACUCCCUGUCUGUGAAGUAUGAGGACGUGGUAUUCCUGGAAGUGGAUGCUGAUGAGUGCGAGGAACUAGUGAAAGAUCGUGACAUCAUUUGCAUCCCAACCUUUCAGUUUUAUAAAAAGGAAGAGAAGGUGGGUGAAUUUUGUGGUGCCCUUACGGAAAAACUCGAAGAAAUCAUUGUAGAAUUAAAGUAAUCAUGUAUUUCGAAAGCAUCUUAAAC
Talpa occidentalis (Iberian mole) is the source of this 1181-nucleotide messenger RNA. It is a transcript of the gene TXNDC2, whose product is annotated as thioredoxin domain containing 2. The record is from RefSeq and is a predicted model, not a curated record. The coding region runs from base 460 to 1155 and encodes 231 amino acids. The transcript has 3 exons. Lineage: Eukaryota; Metazoa; Chordata; Mammalia; Eulipotyphla; Talpidae.